Messenger RNA from Camelina sativa (false flax), 1725 nucleotides. Lineage: Eukaryota; Viridiplantae; Streptophyta; Magnoliopsida; Brassicales; Brassicaceae. The record is from RefSeq and is a predicted model, not a curated record.
CCCACCCAAGUUUCACACAGGCUCCGACUAAAUCUGACCCGACCCGGUAAAACUAAUCCCAAAUUUUACUCCGUCUUGAACGCAUCAAAAAGCCAGAAAUUGUCUUCCUCCAAUCUCGCAUUCUUUCGCUUUCCAUAACCCCCAAAUCGAUUUCGUUGAUUUUGGGAAAACUUCUCGAAAGAUGAAGCUAAUAGACGAUAAGGAGAUUGACGACGGAGAGGUUACGAUGAACGGAGGUCGAGAAAUGGAGACGGCAGAGCACGAGCGAGAGGAGAUAUCGUCGCCGCCGUGUUCGUUAGUGAUCGAAGAGUUUCCGUUGAAGAGAUCGAUCGUUGUAGGUUAUGCUCUUACAUCGAAGAAGAUUAAGAGCUUUUUGCAACCAAAACUCGAAGGUUUAGCUAGGAAUAAGGGGAUAUUAUUUGUGGCGAUAGAUCAGAAGAGACCACUUUCAGAGCAGGGUCCGUUUGAUAUUGUGUUACAUAAGAUAUGUCUUGGGAACAUCCCCUACUCAGCAAAUUGGAAAAGAAUGGCGCCUCAUUCUUGAGGAAUAUAGGCUAGGACAUCCAGAUGUCACAGUUCUUGAUCCUCCAGAUGCAAUACUACAUCUCCGUAAUCGUCAGUCAAUGCUUCAGUGUGUUGCGGACAUGAAUCUGUCUGAUAGUUAUGGACGAGUGGGUGUGCCCAAACAACUGGUAAUUAAAAGGGAUGCAUCCUCAAUCCCCGAGGCUGUCAAUAGAGCUGGGCUGAGACUACCUCUUGUUGCAAAGCCUCUGGUUGCUGAUGGAAGUGCAAAGUCACAUGAGCUUUCAUUGGCUUACGAUCAGCACUCCCUUCUGAAGCUCGAGCCUCCUCUUGUUCUUCAGGAGUUUGUUAACCAUGGAGGUGUUCUUUUCAAAGUUUACAUUGUUGGGGAAGCUAUUAGAGUGGUCCGGCGUUUCUCCCUACCUGAUGUCUCCAGACGAGAACUCUCCAAAGCAGCUGGUGUAUUCCAUUUCCCCCGGGUCUCUUGUGCUGCAGCUUCUGCUGAUGAUGCAGAUUUGGACCCAAACAUCGCUGAGCUUCCGCCACGUCAAUUGUUGGAGAGACUGGCAAAGGAACUCCGUCGUGGAUUAGGUCUAAGGCUGUUCAAUUUAGACAUAAUUAGAGAGCAUGGGACAAGAGAUCAAUUCUAUGUAAUCGACAUUAACUAUUUCCCAGGAUAUGGGAAGAUGCCAGAGUAUGAGCAUGUAUUCACUGAUUUCUUAUUGAGUGUGGUGCAAAGCCAAUGUAAGAAACGAGCCUUGGCAGAUCAAUACUAACUCGAGGGAGAGACCAUUGUCCCUCCCCAAAGAAAAAAAAGCAAAAAAAGAAGAAGAUUGGUCUAUGCAAUUGUCUUGCAACCAUUAUUACUGUACAGGACAAAGCACUGAUUCCCUCGAUGCUUUUCUUUAGCUUCAUUGUGCUGUACUAAGAACAAUGGGAGAUUGCACGAAAAGCAAAAAAAAUUGUCUGAAUCUCAAGAUAAUGUCUCCCAUGUGAGAAAGUGAAGAGAUCCUCCUUACCUUAUGUCACAUAACUACUCUUUCACUUUGUGACUGCUCCUCUAUCAUGAUUUGCUUGGCUUUGUACUAUGCUGACCUUAAUAUCCUUUGCGUUGGUUUUAGUCUGUUACUUUGUUUGAAGCUCAAAACUCUCAAAUUGGUUUAAUUUAUUUGUCAAAUACAAUAAAACUUGAUCAGUUUUGGA